CCCGUCGUUAUGUCUUACAACAAAGAGCUCGACCCUUAUUCCGCCAAAGCCCAGAACGACAACCUCACUCCUCAGGAGAAGAUCGAUGGCCUCCACUCCAUCGUUAAGAAGGUCAAGACGGGUAUGCUUACCACCCGCUCUGCGGACGGCCUAAUGCACUCGCGUGCCAUGUCUCCUGCCAGCCCGAACGAACCCAAUCAGGUCAACCUUAUCUUCAUCGCAAACCGUGCCUCACACAAGUUCGACGAGAUCGAGAACGACUCUCACGCGAAUGUCUCGUUCUAUGACGACAAGUCAACGCAUUGGGCGUCGUACAGCGGUAUCGCUAAGAUUAGCCAGGAAAAGGAGCUCAUUGCCAGGCACUGGAGCUCAACGACCUCUGCCUGGUUCGGCGACCUUGGCGAUGGCAUUCACAAAGGCGACCAGAACGACCCUCGCGUAGCCGUCAUCGAAGUCAUCCCCGAAGAGGUCCGCUACUGGUUGUCGACGGCCAACGCGGUCACCAAGGCGGCAGAUAUCGUCGCCAGCGCGGCGAUCGGCAAAGUUUCUGCGCCUGGUGAACUGCGUACUAUAACCAAGCAAGAAAUCCAACUCAUUCAGGGCCUGCAUCAUAAGUAGGUCCAUCAAACGAAGGCGGCAAGCAGUGUACUUUUAGUGCAAAGGAAUGCAAUAUACUUGGGAUUAUCCAUGGGAUACUCUGUUU
Molecule: messenger RNA, 703 nt
Organism: Phanerochaete carnosa HHB-10118-sp
Lineage: Eukaryota; Fungi; Basidiomycota; Agaricomycetes; Polyporales; Phanerochaetaceae
Exons: 4
Coding region: 10-618 (202 amino acids)
Source: RefSeq, a predicted model, not a curated record